GAUAUGUAGAAGGAAAAUCUAGUUUAUAUACAUAGAAUAUCGAAAAUUCCAGUAAUCUGCAUGCUGCAACACUGUUCAGUAGUGUUCAAACAUCGUAGUGUAGAAGAUAAUGUAGAAGUGACAAAUAUCAUAAUCCUUUUUGUUCUGAGAGACGAUAAUGUUACGGAUUCAGAACUAUUCAAGUUGAUAUUGUUCAAUUUGAUAAAUGGCGUUUGUUUGUUCACGAAGAGAUAUUAUUGAACACCUAGAAAUUAAAUCAAUAAAUUCGCAUCUAAGAUAGUGAUCGUGAUCGAUUAGUUUGGCAUAUUAAAGGAAACCCUACAGAAAAUAUGAGUGUUGAAUGAUGCCUACGACUAAGUGCAUUACCCUCGAGGAAGAACUGAAGAAAAAUCCGGAACUGAAAAUAUCAGAUAUACAAAUUCUGAGAGAAUGGUGCGAGAAACAACCUCAUCUGCCGAAAAUUCAAGAUGUGGAACUUGCCAUUUUUCUACAUAGUAAUUAUUAUCAUAUAGAGCCGACGAAGAACACGAUCGAAAAUUAUUACACUUAUAGGACCCAUAUGCCGGAAAUAUUUUCUAACAGGGACUUACAUAAAAAACAACAACUGCGAAAUGUUUUUAAAGUUGUAGGUUUGAUUCACCUAGAGGGUAAGACGAAGGAGGGAUAUGGUAUAAUGGCAUCACAUCUUAUCGAUAAGAAUCCUUCACAUUUCUACCUCAAUGAAAUGCUCACCGUCAGUAAUAUGAUAUACGAAGAAUUUCUUUGGACUCACGGAUCGAUGCCAAGUUAUGUCAUCGUUAUGGAUAGUAUAGGAAUGACAGUUGGACAUAUUGCACGUACAAACUUAAUAUCAGUAAAGAAAUUUUUAUCCUAUGUCCAAGAUGCCAUGCCAAUACGACUGAAAGAGAUUCAUAUAAUAAACACGUCGCCAAUCGUAGAAAUGCUAUGGAACGCAGUGAAACCUUUCAUCAAUGCGGAACUAAUAAAUUUGAUACGCUUCCACUCAACAGUGCAAAAUGCAAGCGAAUGCUUUCCAAUCGAUGCGUUACCUAAUGAGCUUGGUGGAAAAGCAGGUGUCAUACAGGAAUUAAUGGACGCACAAUUAAAGAAGAUAGAAAAUUUUCGCCAAUGGUUCUUGGAAGACGAAAAGAACAAUCGAGUGAACGAGUCGCUGCGGAUCGGCAAAAGCAAGACAUCUAGUGAUCUGUUUGGCGUGGACGGUAAUUUCAAAACGAUAGAAUUUGACGGAAUCACAGCGCGAUUAUUUUGUGAAGUGAACAUGGCUGCGGUAAAGUUCGAAGACGAGUUGAAGAAGAAUCCCGAAUUGAAGGAGGCGGACAUACAGAUGUUGCGAGAAUGGUGUGAGAAACAGCCUCAUCUGCCAAAGAUAUCGGACGCCAUGUUAGCAUUAUUUUUGCACAGCAAUUACUAUCGGCUCGAACCAACGAAAGCCAGCAUCGAUACUUUCUACUCGGUUAGAAGCCACGUACCCGAAUUCUUCAACGAUCGGGAUCUUGUGAACAAUAAAGAUCUAAAGAAGGCUUCUCAAGUAGUAACGAACCAGAUUUUAAAUGGAUGCACCCGGGAAGGCUAUAAAAUCAUUUAUGGAAGACUGCUAAAUAACGAUCCGUCGCAAUUCGUUUACAACGACGCCAUGAAAUUGCUCAAUAUGGUGAUCGAUCUGUGGCUCUAUACAGAGGGUACAUGCGACGGUCAUGUGAUAAUAUUCGACAUGAAUAAUGUUUCCUUUGGUCACGUGGGCCGUUUAAGUCCUAUGGGUUUAAAGAAAUUCCUUUAUUAUCUGCAAGAGGGAUUGCCCGUCCGACUUCGAGGCUUUCACUUUAUGAAUGCUUCUCCGGUAAUAGACGUUAUCCUGAAUAUGAUGAAACCCUUUAUGAAGAAACAAUUGAUGGAUAUGUUUCAUAUGCAUACCACAAGCGAAUCUUUAGAAAAAUUCAUACCGCUCGAUGUUCUUCCAAACGAAGCGGGCGGCAAGGCCGGACCUAUACAAGAAUUACAGGACAAGAAUAUAGAAAACCUGACAAAUCAUGCCGCUUGGUUCAAAGAGGAAGAGGCCAAUUGCCGCGUCAAUGAAUCAUUGCGGCCUGGCAAGGCAAAGACAGCGACGGAUCUGUUCGGCGUUGAAGGGAGCUUCAAGAAGCUCGAAAUCGAUUAAACUCGAACAAUCUGGUGGAAUUUGCGUCGACAAAAUUUGCAUUACUGUUAACCAAAUGAUCUUGCUUUGAAAAAUGAAUAAUUAUAAAAAUAAGAAAAAACAAAUUUUUUCUAUCCUGACAACGAAAUUACAUUUGCUCUGAUAACGAAUAAUUUGUAAAAUUAGUUACGUCAAUUAAAUUUUUUUUAUAUCACUACGAAUAUACAGUAGCAACGACGAUUUUGCUAAAAGAACAAAAUUAUUUUUCUCCGAAUAUAAUCCCUUAUUUAUAAAGUAAUAUAUAUUCAAUACAUCUUAGAAAAAUCGAAUGUAGCAGAAGCUAAUUAUUAAUUUUUACAUUUAUAAUAAGUAGACGUAUUAUAUCUGCAUGCACGAAUUAAGAAUUUAAUUCUAUUAAUAUUUAUUAUUUCACUUUUACUCGGUAAUUAGGUUCCUUUUGUCUCACAUUGCUUAUGUUCUAUGUAUGAAUAAUGAAAUGUAUUCUUUUACAGUAAUUAAAUGUGUUUUUCCAUCCUGGAAAAAUAAACUCGAACAAAAUUUCAA
Odontomachus brunneus is the source of this 2719-nucleotide messenger RNA. RefSeq lists its product as uncharacterized. Bases 341 to 2176 code for a protein of 611 amino acids. Gene Ontology annotation, cellular component: membrane. NCBI's taxonomy places the organism in Eukaryota, Metazoa, Arthropoda, Insecta, Hymenoptera, Formicidae. The transcript is spliced from 7 exons. The record is from RefSeq and is a predicted model, not a curated record. Gene Ontology annotation, molecular function: phosphatidylinositol bisphosphate binding.